CUACAGUAGAGAAUGGUUCUUCGUGAAAAGCUCGGAUAAGUAGAUGAGUGUUCACUUGUCUUGCAGAUAGAUUAGAUCUGUGUUCAGCUUCUUCAAUUUUUUCAUGAUCUCAUCACGCAUAGCGGCGAAAAUGGAUGUUUCUUCAUAUCAUAACCUUUACCUUUGACCUCUGGAAGUACAGGUCACACAAAAUGGCGGCGCUCCUGGCGAGGUUGCGGCUAUGUGGGAUGCGGUCAUUAUAUCGUGUACCUGGGUUUCGUCAACUCUCAACACAUCACAGCAACAUCACACCAUCCUCGCCAGUCGUCUGCAGAGGUUUGGCUGUCUUCAGUCCGAAGGUUCAGACAUCUACAGGGGCACAGACCGGUGCACUGGGCAGAUGUUUACAGCGCAUGAAUGUGCAUACAAACAGUAGUGCACUGCAUCACCCUAUUGUUGGAUCCUUGUGUGGGAGGAAAGCAUCACUCCUGAAUCCUGUGCAGCCAGUGGUUCAACAUCAACAAGUGAGAACCAAAAUCUACUUCAGCAGGAAAAGAGGGACCCCAAAGACAGUGAAGCCAGUGAUCAAACGCUUCUAUAGACUUAACUGUGGUCUCUGGAUACGGAGAAGGGCUGGCUACAAGAAGCACCUGUGGAAGAAAUCAUCCAAGAGAAAGUACCGCCUUCGCCAACACGUCUUCUGCAACCAUCAGCAAAACCGCCUCCUGGACAAGAUGGUCACCAAGUACUGGAAGACACGCAAGUGGUACAUCGACGACCCUUUUGAAAAGUACCACACGAGGUACAAUGAGUUCACCGGAGAGCCAGGAACACAUUACAGCCAUGUGUACAACACGCUGAAUAACAUGAUCAGGCACAGGAAGUACUUUAAGAAGGGGUACAGGGCAAAGUUCCAAAAUGGAGGCAAGGUCACGCAUUCUACAUACUGGACAUCUCCUGGUCAAUAGUCCUAUGAAUAUGGUGUAAUAUCUGUAGUGGUGAUACCCUUGUGAUGAACAAAUACACAUCUGGCUUUGAAAUAUCAUCAUACAAUUAUUCCUUUACGAAGUUGGUGCAUGAAAAACUUGUGCAGAUGUGAUCAGUACUUUGAGAAUGUAGCAGUUUAUUCCUGAAUCAAUCCUCAGAAGACAUAGAUAUAAUAUGCCCAUAGUCAUGGAUGUACUGAUGGAUGGAGAAAACAUUGUAGAAGGAUAUGUAUCCUGAGAUCUUUCUUUAUCAAUUGAAUCACUAUAUAUAAAGUCUAACUCUUGUUGAAAUUGAGCUUAAUAAGCAGUAGCCUAAUGCAUUGGUGACUGUCUCAACCAAUGUUGUGCAUGUGAAGUGAGUGUGCACAAGUUGAAUAAAGCACAAACCACCAA
This is a messenger RNA of Branchiostoma belcheri (Belcher's lancelet), 1358 nucleotides long. Its product is annotated as 39S ribosomal protein L35, mitochondrial-like. Gene Ontology annotation, biological process: translation. Gene Ontology annotation, molecular function: structural constituent of ribosome. The transcript is spliced from 4 exons. Gene Ontology annotation, cellular component: mitochondrion; ribosome. NCBI's taxonomy places the organism in Eukaryota, Metazoa, Chordata, Leptocardii, Amphioxiformes, Branchiostomatidae. The record is from RefSeq and is a predicted model, not a curated record. The coding region runs from base 135 to 947 and encodes 270 amino acids.